AUGUACAAUUUAAUGACAAGUGAUGCUGAUGAUGAAAAUCUAUUUCGAGCAUUAACAACUUCAAGUACAGUUCUCUUCAAAACUGGUGAAAUGUGUAAACCUUAUCGUGGAUUAGAAGUCGAUAAUAAAAAUACUGAACCGACAGAUAAUGAAUGGACACUUAGUUUGGAACAAUUCGAAGCAGCUAUGAAUGCUGAAACACCGAUUGUAACAUGGUUUGAAUUAAAUAGUCAACAACAAUCACUUGAACAACGUAUUCAUAAUUAUAAUCAAGAUUUUCUUCGAUAA
This is a messenger RNA of Rotaria sp. Silwood2, 288 nucleotides long. The record is from the annotation of a GenBank genome assembly. Lineage: Eukaryota; Metazoa; Rotifera; Eurotatoria; Philodinida; Philodinidae.